Molecule: messenger RNA, 3345 nt
Organism: Myripristis murdjan (pinecone soldierfish)
Lineage: Eukaryota; Metazoa; Chordata; Actinopteri; Holocentriformes; Holocentridae
Gene: ythdc1
Product: YTH N6-methyladenosine RNA binding protein C1
Exons: 16
Coding region: 216-2405 (729 amino acids)
Biological process (GO): mRNA splicing, via spliceosome; regulation of alternative mRNA splicing, via spliceosome
Cellular component (GO): nucleoplasm
Molecular function (GO): mRNA binding; N6-methyladenosine-containing RNA reader activity
Source: RefSeq, a predicted model, not a curated record
GAAGUGACGUCAGUCUCCCUGCGCUGAAUUGUGGGUAGCAGUGGAGCUUGGAUGGGGGAAAAAAACAACAAAAAAUAAAAGCCCCGUUCGCCAUUUUCUCGCUGCAGCGGAUUCAUCGAUUCAAAUAAACAAAUAAACACCCAGAAGGACGUGUUGUUGUUUUGUUUACGGUACUGCGCGAGGCCGCGAGACAACGAGCACGUCACAGCGGCGGGAUGGCGGCCGAGCGGCGCGAGGACAAAGAAGGGGAGCUGAAUGUGCUGGAGGACAUUUUGACUGAAGCUCCAGACCAGGAUGAUGAGCUCUACAACCCUGAGAGUGAGCGCGAUGUCGGAGAUAAGAAAGGGACGAAGAGGAAGAGCGAUCGCUCUGACAGCCAGGACCUGAAGAGGCUCCGCCCCUCCGGCCACACCUCCUCGUCCUCGUCGUCCAAUAAGAGAGCCCUUCCUCCUCCUCCGUCUUCGUCAUCUGGUGGAAAAAAGACGGCGGGCAAUCGCAGCGGCAGCUACAGGCAGGAUUACUAUGACGACCGGAAAGGGCGGCGGCGCCAUGGAGAUGAUGCUCGUCGUCGAGAUGGCGAGCGGCGAGCAGAGGGAGGCGUCGGCCAAUCAGAGAAGCUCCGGCGUGAUGAGAGGCACUCUAGCCCCUCCCCCUCCCGCCACCAUGACGACAACCGCCACCACCAAUCAGACGAGGACGAGGAAGAGCGGGACGUAGCGGCGGCUUCAGAGGAGCAGGAAACAGGAAGCUCCGCCUCCCCAGCUCCCUCGCACGCCGACGAGGAGGAGGAGGAGGAAGAAGAGGAGGAGGAGGACGAGGAGGAAGAGGAGGAGGAGGAGGAGGAAGUGAUGGAGGAGGAGGAAGAGGAAGAGGAGGAGCAGGAAGUGAAGGAGGAAGAGGAGGAGGAAGAGGAGGAGGUGUACGAGCGGCGGGAGGCCAACGACUACGACACGCGCAGUGAGGCCGGCGAGUCGCGCUCCGCCUCGUCCGUCAGCUUCUCCGAGGAGGAGGAGGACGAAGACGAGGAGGAGGAGUCAGGGAGAAGCUCUGCCUCCGACGCCUCAGGCUCUGAGAAGAAGCGGGAGAAGCUGUCUUCGUCUGUCCGAGCCGUCCGAGCCGUCCGCAAAGGCAUCGAGAACCAGAGCAGUAAGUUGCGCUACAUCCUGCGGGACGCUCGCUUCUUCCUCAUCAAGAGCAACAACCAUGAGAACGUGUCGCUGGCCAAGGCCAAGGGUGUGUGGUCCACUCUGCCGGUCAAUGAGAAGAAGCUGAACGCGGCGUUCCGCUCGGCUCGCAGCGUCAUCCUGGUGUUCUCCGUGCGCGAGAGCGGCAAAUUCCAAGGCUUCGCUCGGCUGGCGUCCGAGUCGCAUCACGGCGGCUCGCCCAUCCACUGGGUGCUUCCUGCCGGCAUGAACGCCAAAAUGCUGGGCGGAGUCUUCAAGAUCGACUGGCUCUGCAGGCGGGAACUUCCCUUCACGAAGACGGCUCAUCUGUCCAAUCCCUGGAACGAACACAAGCCCGUGAAGAUUGGACGUGACGGACAGGAGAUCCAACCGGACGUCGGUGCCCAGCUCUGUGCCCUCUUCCCAUUGGACGAGAGUGCUGAUGUGCAGCAGGCGGCGCGCAAAGUGCGCCACCAUCAUCGCCGUGGAAAUGGAGGCGGUGGACGCGGCGCUGCCUCGUCUUCGGAACCACCGCCACCACGACCACGCGGCCGGCCACCGCACCGCGACCCGGGCAGGCGUCGGCCAGAAGAGUACGACAUCAGCGGGCGGAAGCGAGCGCGCCUCGACUACCAGCCCGACUUCCCUCAGAGACAAGGGUUCAUCCAGGACCUGCGGAGCCAGCCGGUGGACAGGAGGUUCUCCGGCGUGCGGCGAGACGUUUUCCUCAACGGGUCGUAUAACGACUACAUGAGGGACUACCACCACGGCGUCGGCCCCCCCGCCCCCUGGCAGGCGCUGGCCCCGUACCCGGGCGUGGACGCGCCCCCCCACCACCCGUACUACCACCACCACCACCACCAGCAGGCCCCGCCCCCUCCGCAGGCCCCGCCCUACCACCACCAUCAUCAUCAUCACCACCACCAGCAGCAGCAGCAGCAGGCGCCGCCGCCACCGCACGACAGCCGCUUCCGUGACAAACGGCAGACACGCUCCUUCAACUCCAGCCCUCACGACUACGACAUGCGUGUGGACGACUUCCUGCGGCGCACGCAGGCGGUGGUGAGCAGCCGGCGUGAGCGCGAGCGGCAGCGUGAGCGCGAGCGAGGAGGAGGAGGAGGAGGAGGGGGAGGAGGAGGAGGAGGAGGAGGAGGAAGGAGGGAGAGGGAGAGAGAGCGAGGCAGAGAGAGAGACAGGGAGAGAGAGAGAGACAAGGAGCGACAGGGACGCUACCGCCGCUGACGCCGCCCGGCCCGGGCUUUUAUUUUCCAAUUCUCAUGUGUUGUUGUCUUGUAAAGUUGAUGUCAUCAUGAACUUUCAAAAUAAAAGGAUUUUGAGUGGUCAGAACCUGUCGCCACAUUUUCACCUGUAGUUUUCUUCAAAAUAAAAGUAGAAUUAAAGAAGAUUAGCAACCAAGCCGGCUUUUAAUUAGUUGGGGGGGGGGUGUCACUUGAACUUUAUUUACCUCAGAAAUGUAAAAAAAAAAAAAAAAAAAAAAAAAAAGACAGGAACCUCGUGUGAUGUCAACAGAAGAAACCUGUUUUUUUCACUGCUUUUACUUUGAAAACGUCUGUUUUUGGUUAGAUUGUUGUUUUUUAUUUUAUAUUUUUAUUGUCAUCGUGAAGAUAAAGGUGAAACUUUAUUUUGAAAAGUCACUUUGUUUUUCCUACAUACAUAAAUAGAAGUAACUACUUUUAAUUUGUUAAGAGUACGUUUCAAAAUAAAAGUAGCUUGACACUGAAAGGGAGGUGAACAGGAAGGGGCGGGGCCAACUUCCUUUGAUGUCGUUCUGUUUGUUUUUUGGGGUUUUUUUUCAGCUGGAAAACUUUAAGCUGGGGUCAGGAGAGGGCUUUUAUUUUGAUAUUCCCAGUACUUUUUCCAUCAUGUUCAUGAAACUUAAAACAAUAAAAUCCCAAGCAAAAUUAUUUGUUUCCUUUAGAAAACAACUGUACAGACUUUUUUUUUUUUGUUUGUUUUAUUUUGAAGGUAGACGAUAAAUACACAACUUCCUGUUUGAAGUCUUGUUUUAUUUUUGUUUUCUGUUUACUCAGUGUUAUUGUAAACAAAAACUGUAAACAAGAGGCAACGUUAUGGCUGAUGCUCGUUUCUCAUUGGACAAAUGGACGAGGAGGGGCGGGGCUUGUGUUGUUUUUGCACAAAAUAAAAGUGGAAAGUAACAAAA